AUGACCGAAGAGGGACUGGAAGCAAAAACACGUCAAGGUCAGCCAGAAUAUACAAAUGAAGAGUUGGAUGAAGAAUUAACAGAGGUCCGUCCUCUAGAUAUCCCACUACAUUUGUUAGAACUUGACACAGCUGAAGAUCUGCAACACCAGCGCUCUACCACGGGCACAAUGCGGACGUUUGCAGAAGUAUAUUUUGAAGGACCAACAACCAUCACCGGUAGAACUGAGCUGCAACUAGGGCAGGAACUUGAAGACAAAAUGGAGGCUGGAUCAAACUGGGAUGGAGAUGAUGAUUCUUACAACAUGGGCAUGAGAAACGAUAAAGCAGAACAAAGUGGGGAUGGCUCAAACCCUUCUCCAACAGACGGCAGCACCACUGAACAGCACACAGAAAACGAGGCUGUUAUUGAAAAGAAUGAUGUCAAUUCAAUGGUUGAUGCUGUAAGUCCCAAGACGGAUGAAAGUCUCUUGGAGAUCUUGGUGCGAAUAGCGGAAAAUCCUUCAGGGUGGCAACAAGUUCGUCAUAUUCUGAAGGAAAUCAGAAGAGAAGAGUUGAGGAAGGCGGGUGUUCUUCCACCUGCCAAUGAGAAAGGAGAGACAUCAAAGGUUUCUAAAGGAACUUCUAAAGUCAAAAGUUACUUGACAAAAACUUCUAAAGAUCCUCCUCGAUCGAAGAUAAAAGGAAAUUCACUGCAAUCUCUGGAUUCUGUAAAUAUCCGAAACAAAACCAAACCCACAGAUUCAAACAGGAUACCAACAGGAAACGGAGACAAACAAUGGCCAAACAGGACGGCCCAGAAAGAGAAAAGUAAUCAUAUGUCAAGUAUAGAUUCAGCAAUCGCUUAUUUAUCGGUGUCUGAUCAUCAAAAUAACAACAAAAUUCCUAGUCCCACAAAAUCGAAGGAUCUUCCUGACAGAUACGGUUGGUCUGAGUCUUUAAAAGAUGGCGGUGCAGAAACAAACCGAAUGGACUCUUCGUCAAAUUCAGUGGAUCGGCAUCGAAACAGAAACAAUUGGUUUGGCUCAUCCGGCAACUCAAAUUUACGUCAGGCCAUAGAAAAUACCUACAGGAAGCCGGACGAGUGGGCCAGAAUUCUAUCAGGUUCCAAAUCAACGUACAGAGAUACGGACAGUAACAACUUCGCGGGAAUACCCGGUUUCAGCAGAUCUCUUGGUAAGGAUGUGCCUGAGAGCAGAAUGCCUCAUUUCAGCGGUUCUCUUGGUAAGGACGCACCUGAGAGUAAGGCACACACGUCGAAAGGAUCGCAGACCAAUUUUAGCAACUGGCGUGGCCUCAAUCCAAAGGAGGAGAGAAGAUACUAUAAAAGUGAAUCAGUCUAUAAUAGUCCCAGUACGAGUUGGCCGAGGUUUUCGGUAGAGUCCCUCAAACAUGGUAACCUUGCUGGGAACGUCAAAACUUGGCCCAACAUUCCCUCAGAUCAAAUCAUUGGUUCGAAUACAAACGGUUACAACCCUGACGAAACAUCAGAUAACUGGCCAAAAUUUCCCCUCGAAGCACAUCUCCCAAUCCAGAGUCCACACACUUACAUCUGGCCUAAUUACUCGCAUUAUAAUUCAAAUCAUAACGGUAUAGUAGACGGUAAGAUCAGCGAUUGGUCAAAGCCAUCGCUAGAUUCGGCAGCGUCCAAACAAAGAGAGAGGAUGACGAACGCUUGGUCAAAAUCGCAUUCGUCACAGCAGAGGCCUGUAUCCGCUUUGGACACAGCCAUAGCGCACCACACCAAGGAGGCAUCCGGCAACAAGCAGUGGCCCCACUUUGCAUACCACAGAGUGACCUCCAGCCCACAGAUUCUUGCCCAACAGCAAAAAGAAGCCCGGCAAAGGGCACGUCACAGGAACGCGUACAUCGCCGUCUCCGUGAUAGCUCCACCAAGAAAGAAUAAGGGACUGAACAAGACGCAGAGCUCGUUACUACAGCCUCCUGGAAACGCACAAAACAAUGAAAACGGGCCCCCAGACAAACCUUCCGUGGCACCCUUCCCCGACAAAAUGGACCAGCUGCUGGCGAUGCAGUCCGAGAAACAGAAAUUCCCUGAUGGAGGGGACUUACUUGAGGAAGAGUUGGUAGAUGUAGCAGUGAUGGGGCAGCAGCAAAGAGCUGCUUUGCCUUGGAACCACGCCAGGCACCUCGACAAGAUUCAGGAGCAACUGAAAACGCUUUCGGCCAUGGGCGAGAAGUUACGUUAUCACCUGCUGGAAAAAGAAAGACUCCUCGAGCUACUCAGAGAUGGUGAAAAGAAUGGUUCUGCUUUCUUAAGAUCGCAGAGACAUGCCAGCACAGGACAAGAAACCACAAUAACCACGGCCACUACAACAAGCAUUGAUCCCCCAGACCGUCUCAUUACCCCUCAUACAACACAACCCCCACCAACUCCUUAGCAAAUGUUGAUUACAUUAAAACAUUCUGAUUCCGCCAGUUAAUCUUGGUCAAAGACGAGUACAAAUGGAGAGGUCAUGAUUAUUGGUUCCAAGAAAUGGCAACCAGUGGCGGAUAUAGCGUUACUAUAGAAUAAAUACAAUAAUUGGCAUUUAUUGACUUAAAAAAUAGCGAAGCCUUUGGUCGUUCGCGGGCAAACUCGAUCACAUUUCAGCAAUAAUCAUGCCAUCCGUGAAAAAUAGAGAGCAAUUACGACUCAAAAUUAAAAUACACUGCAGCAAACUGCGAAUCUCGUAUACAGCUUUUGAAAGAACCGAGAUUUAUUACGCUAGGCACUCUGUGUAUUCCGGCUUAUCUUACACCGGAAGUUGUUACUGCUGUUCCGUACGUGUUCUUAUUAAGAAAAUUCGGCUAGUCGGUCUCAGUGGUAAUACGUAAUUUCUAUAAAGAGUUAACUUUAUUCAGAAACGGAGGGUAACGUUUCUCUUACUGAACUUUCGAACGCAAAAAAAAAAAAAAAAAAAAAAAAAAAAAAAAAAAAAAAAAAAAAAA
Molecule: messenger RNA, 2950 nt
Organism: Zootermopsis nevadensis
Lineage: Eukaryota; Metazoa; Arthropoda; Insecta; Blattodea; Termopsidae
Source: RefSeq, a predicted model, not a curated record